Molecule: messenger RNA, 4921 nt
Organism: Pyrus x bretschneideri (Chinese white pear)
Lineage: Eukaryota; Viridiplantae; Streptophyta; Magnoliopsida; Rosales; Rosaceae
Biological process (GO): response to oxidative stress
Molecular function (GO): heme binding; catalase activity
Source: RefSeq, a predicted model, not a curated record
AGUUAGCUGGCUGCCUCAGUACCAUGACAUGGGGCUGAUCGGAGGACUUUUCACAGCUCUUGUUAGUGGUGGAACUGCAGUUUUAUUUUCCCCAUUGACAGUUCAUCAGGAACCCAUUAUUGUGGCUCCAAAUCAUGAGCAAAUAUCAAGCUACUCACAGUGCUGGCCCCAAUUUUGCCGUUGAGCUAGUCGUUCGAAGGCUGGAGUCGGAGAAAAACAGGAAAUACGACCUUUCUUCCAUGAAAUUCCUGAUGGUUGCUGCUGAACCAGUUAGGCAGAAAACUCUGAAAAGAUUUGUUGAGCUCACACGUCAAUUUGGUUUUUCUCAAGAGGUGAUGGCACCUGGCUAUGGCUUGGCAGAAAAUUGUGUGUUUGUCAGUUGUGCAUAUGGUGAAGGGAGCCCUAUCAUGGUAGAUUGGCAAGGAAGAGUUUGUUGUGGGUAUGUUAAUCCCGAUGAUGAAGAUGUUGACAUCAGAAUAGUUGAUCCAGAGAAAUGUGAGGAGCUCAAAGAAGUAGGAAAUGAAGGAGAGAUAUGGAUCAGCAGUCCCAGUGCUGGAAUUGGGUACUGGGGUAGGGAAGAACUAAGCCAGAAAACUUACAGAAACAAGCUUCCUGACUAUCCUAGACGCAUCUACACUAGAACGGGGGACUUGGGACGGAUAAUUGACAGAAAAUUGUUCAUCACUGGAAGAAUCAAGGAUCUCAUCAUUGUAGCUGGAAGGAACAUUUACUCAGCAGAUGUAGAGAAGACAGUGGAGAGCGCAUCAGAAGUUGUACGUCCAGGUUGUUGUGCUGUCAUUGCUGUCCCGAUGGAAAUCCUAUCAAUGAAAGGUAUUUCUGUUCCAGAUAAUGCUGACCAGGUUGGUUUGGUUGUAAUUGCGGAGGUUAGGGAUGGUAAACCUGUUGGCAAGGAUGUUGUUGAACAAAUUCAAGCUCGUGUUGCAGAAGAACAUGGGGUUACCGUUGCUUCUGUCAAGAUGAUCAGGCCAAAAAGCAUUAGUAAGACAACGUCAGGAAAAAUCAAAAGAUUCGAAUGCCUACAACAGUUUACUGAUGGAACAUUGAACAUUGUUCCAGAACCAAUUCUAAUAAAGAAAAAACUGAUGCGGUCCUUCACUACAGGAACAUGCAAGGAGGGAAUAACCCCUCGUCCUCAGUUUGUGAGAGGUUCUCCACUACCAAGCCCCAAGAUAAGUAAUAAAGAUAUUGUAGACUUCUUGAAACGCCUGGUUUCCGAGCAGACUGGUAUUUCAAUCAACAAAAUCUCAAAUACUGAAAGUCUAGUGUCUUAUGGAAUCGAUUCAAUUGGUGUGGUCAGAGCAGCUCAAAAACUUUCUGACUUUCUUGGAGUGCCGGUAGGAGCUGUGGAUAUUUUCACUGCAACUUGCAUUGCAGACUUGGCAAGCUUCUCGGAGAAUCUGGUAAUGAAUUCCCAACCUCAACUGUCAACAACUCCAUCCAAUGUUCCAGAGCUUGAGACUGAGACUGAUUCUGCUGAGCUUGUGAUGGAACUUCCCGAAUCUCACCACUUGGUGAUCUGGUCAUUCCAACUUCUGGCUCUUAUUUAUGUUGCUUUUAUGCUCGCCAUUCCUGCAUACUUAUCCGUAUCUGCCUUUAUGAAUUGCGUCUCAGCCACCCAUGCAUUGGUAGAAGGAAUUCCCUACUUAGAUUAUUUGACCCUUCUAACUUUUGCUCCCCUUGCUUGGAUCUUCUGCAUACUUUCUACCUGUGUUUCAAUUGCUUUCUUAGGGAACUCUUUCUUAAAACCAAACUUUGCCCUGAACCCCGAGGUUUCCAUCUGGUCUGUGGAUUUUGUUAAAUGGUGGGCUCUUUACAAGGCCCAAGAAGUUGCUUCAAAAGUUUUGGCAGAGCAUCUGCGAGGAACCGUGUUCCUCAAGUAUUGGUUUGAGAUGCUUGGAGCUAGGAUUGGAUCCUCAGUUUUGCUUGAUACAGUUGAUAUAACGGACCCGUCUCUGGUUUCAAUUGGAGAUGGAGUGGUGAUCGCAGAAGGGGCCUUAAUUCAAAGUCACGAAGUUAAGAAUGGAGUGUUAAGCUUCCUCCCAAUAAGAAUUGGCCAAAACUCAUCAGUUGCCCCUUACGCGGUUGUCCAAAAGGGAACUAUUCUGGGAGAAGAGCUUGAGGUAAUGGCCUUGCAAAAAUCUGGAGGUAAAUCUGCUGUCAAGGCUACAAAUCUUCAGAAUGGUAAAAUGCUACCAAAUGUUACGAAGGAAACUCAAGAUGCGGCUGUUUACCAGUUCAUAGGCAUCUACAUAGUUGGGUUGCUUAGUACUCUUUCAGCUUCUAUUGUGUACUUGGUCUACAUUUGGAUGUCUCAGAAGCCUCUUUCCCCUCAAGAAUUUGCAUUUGCUUGCUUAUUUGGGGCCUUUCACUGGAUACCUUACACCGUCAUAGCGUAUGCCACCAUGUUUUCUAAUGUCCCAUUAGGCAUAAUUUAUUCAUCCAUCUCAUUGGCGGUCGCAUAUUUGGCUUAUGGCAUAGUGCUCAGCUUCCUCACAGGCGCUUUGACCCGCCUUAUUUCUAGUAACCAAGAGAAAAAGACGACCCAUUUUAGAACAUGGCUUUGCCAUCGAAUCACCAUUGCCUGUCACCUCAGAUUUGCUAAGCUCCUGUCUGGAACCGAAGCCUUCUGCAUGUACAUGCGCCUUCUUGGUGCAAAGGUUGGGAAACAUUGUUCUGUCAGGGCCAUCAACCCAAUUUCAGACCUGAAAUUGAUUUCACUCGGCUCUGGUGUCCAUCUUGGUGAUUUCAGUCGGAUCAUUGCUGGGUAUUAUUCCUCUCAUGGGUUUGUUAGUGGGAAAGUUGAGGUGCAUGAUAAUUCAGUAGUUGGGAGUGAAAGUGUAGUCCUUCCUGGUUCAGUUCUUCAGAAAGAUGUUAUUCUUGGUGCACUGUCAGUUGCACCGGUGAAUUCAGUGCUCCAAGCGGGUGGUGUUUACAUUGGGUCUCAAACUCCAAUGAUGAUCAAGAACACCAUGCAUUCGUUGGACGAUAGAAUAGAAGAGAUGGAUAUGAAAUAUAAGAAAAUUGUCGGUAACCUUGCUGCAAAUUUGGCUGCCACAACUCUGAAGGUUAAGUCAAGAUAUUUCCAUCGAAUCGGUGUUAGUGGGAAGGGAACCUUGAAGAUCUAUGACAACAAAGGCCUGCCAGACCAUAAAAUCUUCUGCCCAGGAAAGAGCUACCCUGUCAUAGUUCGGCACAGCAACAGCUUGAGCGCUGAUGAUGAUGCAAGGAUUGAUGCGCGUGGUGCAGCUAUAAGAAUACUUUCAGAUGAAACUAGUGACUCUUCACUCUUUGACCUGACACUGAAGACAGGAAAUGCAUUCUACGCCCGCACAAUUGCCGAUUUUGCAACAUGGCUUGUCUGUGGGCUUCCUGCACGGGAGGAGUUUGUUAAGCGAGCCCCACAUGUGCGUGAUGCAGUAUGGACUUCCUUGCGCCAUGCAAACUCAUAUGCUGAACUACAUUAUUACUCGAAUAUAUGCAGGCUGUUCCGGUUCGAAGAUGGACAAGAAAUGUAUGUCAAGUUCAAGUUGAGGCCUUCUGACGAGAAUAUUAGUGAGGAAGCUGGUAAGGUGGAGCCAAUUGGAAUUCUUCCACCUGAUACAGGUGCAAUUCCGAGGAAUGAUAAUGAUACUCGUCCUCUACUUUUCCUUGCUGAAGAUUUCCAAAGUCGUGUGAAUGCCAAAGGAGUUCGUUAUAUUUUCCAGUUACAGGUCCGGCCAGUUCCACAUGAUGAAGCUGCGCGUGACGUUGCACUUGACUGCACGAAACCAUGGAGUGAGUCUGAGUUCCCAUAUAUUGAUGUUGGAGAGGUUAACAUCAACCAUAAUCUGUCUGCAGAACAAUCAGAACAGUUGGACUUCAAUCCAUUUCUUCGAUGCCAUGAAGUGGAUGUCAUCCGAGCUUCAUCAUGCUCCCAGAGUGCUUCUAUUGAUCAUGGGCGUUCAUUGAUCUAUGAGAUAUGCCAACACCUGAGGAACGGUGCACCCCUUCCAGAGGCAUGGAAGAUCUUCAUAGAGCAAUCCGAUGUCAAAGUAGACCUCUCCGGUUGUCCGAUGGCAGCAGCAUUGAUGAAAAAAGACACGCAAAACGUGACGCUGGAAAGAACUUCGUUUCAGACUCUGUGGGCCACUUUUGCUCAACCUCUACUACAAACAGUGCUGCCUCAUUUCCUGCUGGCGUUAGUAAUCUACGCUCCUUUGAACUGGAUGCUGCACUUGAAGAAUGCUCAAAAAGUCGCCCUGCAUUGGUUGUUUCCGUUGUUUUGGGUCUCUUCGGGUCUUUUGGCCGGAUUAGCUUGUGUUGUGGCUAAAUGGUUACUUGUCGGAAAGAAGAAAGAAGGGGAAACUGUGCAUAUUUGGAGCAUAGGGGUCUUUCUGGACACUACAUGGCAGGCAUUUAGAACCCUAGUUGGGAGCUAUUUCGCGGAAAUGACAAGCGGAUCAAUUUUCUUCGUGCUGUGGAUGAAGCUUAUGGGUUCGGAGAUUGAGCUGGACCAAGGCGCCUAUGUAGACAGCAUGGGAGCUUUGUUAAACCCGGAAAUGGUGGAGAUCGAGAGAGGCGGGUGCGUGGGACGAGAAGCUCUUCUGUUUGGACACAUAUAUGAAGGUGAUGAGGGGAAAGUGAAGUUUGGAAAGAUCAGUGUAGGAGAAGGUGGGUUUGUAGGGAGUAGAGCAAUAGCAAUGCCAGGAGUGAGAGUGGAAGUUGGGGGAAGUCUCAGUGCUCUCUCACUUGCCAUGAAAGAAGAAAUUAUCAAGUCAAGGUGAACAGGGUUUUGAUGCAAUUGCAUAUAUUUUAUACUAUGAUAAAUAAAACAGUUGCAACCCAAUUUUAGACCUGGCAAUAUGUCGUGUUUUAUCGUGCUUAUGUGCGAAAGUUUUCUUAAAUACAUUCGUUAACUUAU